Messenger RNA from Hemibagrus wyckioides, 1482 nucleotides. RefSeq names its product ergosterol biosynthesis 28 homolog (gene erg28). Gene Ontology annotation, cellular component: endoplasmic reticulum; membrane. The record is from RefSeq and is a predicted model, not a curated record. Gene Ontology annotation, molecular function: protein-macromolecule adaptor activity. NCBI's taxonomy places the organism in Eukaryota, Metazoa, Chordata, Actinopteri, Siluriformes, Bagridae. The coding region runs from base 283 to 714 and encodes 143 amino acids. The transcript has 5 exons.
AACUACAAUUGGUUGUUGUUGUUUUUACCUCGCUGCAAUGAUUGUCAGAGGAAGUGUUUCAAUUGUGCAUAUAGGGCCCUUAUUUAUAGCGCGUUGAAGCGCUUGUUCUGCACGUAAUGUAGUGCACUUCAAAAGGGAAUAAGGAGGUAUUUGGUACUCGGCCUGUGUUUGUGGUUUUAACCGGCGCUCGGUGUCAUGAAGCCAGUGCAGUAAUGCUGAUAGAGCGACGACAAGCAGCUGAUCUGGGUGUGUGCUCUUUGUCUGUGGUGGACGUCAGAAAACAUGAGUCGCUUUUUGAAUGUGUUAAGGAGCUGGCUCGUCAUGGUGUCCGUGAUCGCGUUGGGAAACACUGUACAGAGCUUCCGGGACCACAGCUUUUUGUCUGAGAAACUUUACACGGGAACACCAGAUUUUGUAAAUGGCCUUCAGGCAAGGACCUUUGGAAUAUGGACCUUACUGUCAUCUAUCAUUCGCUGUGCCUGUGCCAUGGACAUUCAGAACAGGACGCUUUAUCAUGUUACAUUGUGGACAUUUGUUCUGGCUCUUGGACACUUCCUGUCUGAAGCCUUUAUGUACAAAACAGCUCCACUUACCAUUGGAGUUAUGGCUCCUCUUUUUGUGGCAGGUUGUUCUAUUGUGGGCAUGUUAAUUGGGUUCCAGUGUAUCGUACAGCCGGAAGAAGUAACUGGAGCGAGGCAGAAGAAAAGGAACUGAAUCUAUACCCCAGUGACUCGUUAUGGCUCAGAAUCACUCCCACUCAGGAGAACAGUGGAUGGGUUCAUCACCGCUGAAUAAGGACAAAGAUGGUCCACUUGAACAGAAUGUCUACUUGCCACUGUGUGGACUAGAAGAAGCAUAUCAUAUUAUAGGAGUGAUGAAAAUAUUCUCUAUCCGAACACUGACCCCAAGACAAGCACACACGGUUUUAUAUUCAUAUUAAAUGUGCUAAAAAACAUAAUUAAAUGUGCAGGUCAUGCCAUCUUCUCUGACUCCUGCAGGAUUCCUACUUGGACUCCUUUUUCUUCUUAGUUGCCAAAUCUGACAGUAAUAAACAAAUGAUUUAUAUGAAAUAGCAUAUAUUUAGAGUCAGUUAUUCCAGUCAUGAGCCUUAUGAUCCAUGCCUGUCAUGCAAAUCCAAAAUGCCCAGUUUUUGAUGAACAUAUUUCAAUUAAAUAGGCUUAUUUCACAUAUUUCUAGAUUCAUGUUUUGUGCCCCCCAUUUGAUUAUGGGCUGUCUUUUUGCACAUCUAAGCAAUGAAAAAAGAGCUCUGCACCCUUCCUUUGGUUGAUUGAACUGUAACAGGAUAUGAAGCAAUGCAAAACCCUGAGAAAUAGUAGAUUUUGAACAUUUGUUUGACAUCCAGACUAAAAACAACUCAUUCCAUGUUCCCCAAGAGUUCAGCGACAGUCACCUUUACCUUUAACCUUUAGACACUCACACAGAAGGGUUUUCGUGUACAGUUUUAAUAUAGAAAUGUUACAU